AUGACCCUAAGGCGUAGGAUUUUUAGGCGCCUGUCGUCGCUCUUAAAAGAUGUACCGUCAGACAUGGGAAACAAGCCGUCAGUCUCGGAAGGCGAGGACGAGGAGGAGCGGCACGCGGGAGCGGCCGCUCACGGAGGCGGCGCUCGAACGCCCGGCGUCGAAAUCACGAACGGCGGCGGCGAAGACGCCGACGAGGAGCUGGAGCUGCCGCCUCCGAUGAAACCGAUCCAGGAACCGAUUUUGGUCACGUCGCCGCCCCCGGGCGUGCCCGAUAUCGAGGAGAACCCGUGCAAAAGGGAACAACACUCUGAAAAUCAAGAACGCAACUCGUUGCUACGCGACGCUAAAUCGGCGGACGCGAUUUCGGACUACGCGCAUCGCGAGCUUUCUGCGCAGUGCUCUUCGAAUGAAGCGACAGCGCUCGCGUUCAGCGGCGACGAAAGCGACAAACCUUCGGAAGAAAGCUCGGAAGAAUCAUUGCAAAAGAAGAAAGAAAACCUCCUGAAAAAGCGAGAGUUCGUGCUCAAGGAACUGAUCGAUACCGAAGAAGCGUACGUGGAAAAUUUAAAGGAGAUAGUGGAAGAUUACAUGAGAACAAUGGCGGAUCCAGAAUGCGAAAUACCUAUACCUGAAGAUUUGCGAAAUGGAAAAGACAAAAUGGUGUUUGGAAAUAUCGAAGCAAUAUAUGAAUGGCACAAAGAGUAA
This is a messenger RNA of Brassicogethes aeneus, 705 nucleotides long. The record is from the annotation of a GenBank genome assembly. NCBI's taxonomy places the organism in Eukaryota, Metazoa, Arthropoda, Insecta, Coleoptera, Nitidulidae.